AUGCGCAUGCGCGCCCCCUUCCGCGCGCCCCCCCCCCCCCCCCCCGGGAACUUCCGCCUGUUGCCGUCCGCGCAGCUGUCGCCGUCCUGCAGGCAGGCGCCGCGCGAGUCCUCCUUCGCCGGCGCCUCCUUGGUGAAGAGGGAGCUGCCGCCGCCCGCCCCCGCCCCCGCUCCCCGCGGGCUUACCGGCGUCUCCUUCCCUCAUCGGUGCCCCGUUUCCCGCGCGUCCGCCCACGGGGCCGCAGGGGACAGCUUCGUGGUGUCUGCGUACCUGGGUGGCCGCAGAGGCACGGAGGAGGCGGAGCGGCGGGGCUGCGUGGAGCACGGCACGAGGGACGAGCAGGAGCUGCCUGGCGGGGACCCCAAGGAAGGACCUUCGGACGACCCGUGUCCCCUAGAGGCGGCACUGCCACCGGAGAAGGCCGAGGGCCCCCUUGGGCCCGGCAAGCGGCACCUGAACGUGGACGCGCUCCAGCGUGACGUCUCGGUGGAGGAGGACAACCGCCGGGAGUGGACAUGCACGCUGUACGGCUUCGAGCACAGUGGGAAGGCCACCAGAGAGGCGACACGCUUCCACACCCGCCGUCGGGACACGUCCAGCCUGACGCACACCAGCUACGAGGUUGUCGAUGCCUCGGUCAACCACUCCUCAGGCAGCAGCAAGACCCUCCGAGUAAAGCUGCCCGUCAGCCCUGAGCCGGAGGGUCCCCCCGCCGGUCCCCCCACCGGCCAGGACCGGGAGCCCACUCGAUGCAGGAUGGAGGGGGAGCUCCCCGAGGACCCCGGGGUGGCCGACGAGAGGCUGUGCACACACAUCGGGGGACCCACCGCCGAGCCCCAGCCCUGCUCCGAGCGGGGGCCGUACCGCGUGGACGAGAACAUGGAGCGGAGGAACCGCUACCUGGACCUGGCGGGAAUCGAGAACCAUGAGUCUUUUCGGACCGGGUGGGGCCCCCCCGAGGCGCAGGCCAGGCGGGAGCCCCCAGCCAGGGCCGCGCACCCGCAGGGCCGGUCCCGCUCCCAGGAGUCGGAUGCGCCCACCGUGCGGCAUCGCCGCUGCCCGGGGCCGGCUGAGCCCGUGCCCCGGGUCCUGGACCUGCUGCCCCGGCCGACGGGGCCGGAGAGGCCGUUCUUGAGGUCCCCGCGGGGCUCGGGGCGGCUGCCUGGGCCUCCGGCGGGCAGGCCAGGGAGAGCCUUCAGCGUCCACCCGCCAGCCCCCCAGCCCCAGGCCCCGCCCCAGGACGGUCACCAUGUCCCGCAGUCCCUGCCCCCACCCUACGGCCACAGGCGGUGCCGGCAGAGGGGCCGGGAGGGCCAUUCGCCGCUCAAGGCCGCAGCAGGCCAGCCCGCGGUGCUGGAGCACGAGGCAGUGCAGGAGCUGCCACCCGCGCUGCUGGGCGAGGCCUACGCGGUGCCGGCGGUCCAGCGCCACGAGCACCCCACCCCCACCCCCGGCCUCACGGCCCCGACGAGACCCCGUGCCCAGCACGGGCUCCCAGUCUCCGCCCCCGGCCCCUGUGGCUGUACCGUCAGCCGGUCUGUCUCUGGCUCUGCCCGCUCUGGACGUGUACGUAACGGCAACGUGACAGCCAUGCCCGGCAUCUGUCACAGCGGAAUGUUCUCAAGCUUCAGCUCCCAGCUGUGGCAAUUGGCACACGCUGUGGCCGCCGAAUGCUGCCCGGCCGCCCCUCAGAAGCGUCUGGAAGCACGCGCUCAGCCCCUGCCUGACCUGAAAUCCGUGCACCGGGCCGACUCCCUCGGGCGCCCGCGGAAGCCAGAGAAAGCCAACGGCUGGUUCCCGGAGCAUAAACGCAGGCGGACACCCGGCCGGGAAGAGCGGGCGCCCGAGCCCGGGCCACCUGCAGAGGCUGCACGGAGCCCCCAGCUGCCGCGGGCGCGCCUCAGUCCGUGCGGCUUCUCGCAGGCGCCCGGGCGGGGUGGAAUCUGA
Molecule: messenger RNA, 1947 nt
Organism: Kogia breviceps (pygmy sperm whale)
Lineage: Eukaryota; Metazoa; Chordata; Mammalia; Artiodactyla; Physeteridae
Source: RefSeq, a predicted model, not a curated record